AUGGGAAACCGUGGCAUGGAAGAGCUAAUCCCGCUGGUCAACAAGCUCCAGGAUGCAUUCAGCUCCAUUGGCCAGGCGUGCAACCUGGACCUGCCGCAAAUCGCGGUGGUGGGCGGCCAGAGUGCAGGAAAAAGCUCCGUGUUGGAGAACUUUGUGGGCAGGGACUUUCUGCCUCGCGGCUCUGGUAUCGUGACUCGUAGGCCUCUGGUUCUGCAGCUUAUCAGUGCGACUGCAGAGUGGGCUGAAUUUCUUCAUUGCAAAGGAAAGAAGUUCACAGAUUUUGAUGAAGUUCGCCAGGAGAUUGAGGCCGAGACGGACCGUGUUACUGGUGCUAACAAAGGCAUAUCUCCAGUCCCCAUCAACUUACGUGUUUAUUCCCCAAAUGUGCUGAAUUUAACCCUCAUCGACUUGCCGGGAAUCACCAAGGUGCCAGUUGGAGACCAACCUGUUGACAUCGAGCAACAAAUAAGGGACAUGAUCAUGCAGUUCAUCACCAGGGAGAGCUGCCUGAUCUUGGCUGUUACUCCGGCCAACACUGACCUUGCUAACUCGGACGCCCUUAAACUGGCAAAGGAUGUUGAUCCUCAAGGUCUGAGGACGAUAGGAGUAAUCACCAAACUGGAUUUGAUGGAUGAGGGCACUGAUGCCCGUGAUGUGCUUGAGAACAAGCUUCUGCCACUGAGGAGAGGCUACAUUGGUGUGGUGAACCGCAGUCAGAAGGACAUCGAUGGGAAGAAAGAUAUUAAAGCAGCUUUGGAGGCAGAGAGAAAGUUCUUUUUCUCUCAUCCAGCAUAUAGGCACAUGGGGGACAAAAUGGGCACCCCACGCCUGCAGAAAGUGCUCAACCAGCAACUGACCAACCAUAUCAGAGACACUUUGCCAGCCUUCCGUAGUAAACUACAAUCCCAGCUGUUGGCUUUGGAUAAGGAGGCAGAGGAAUACCGGGGUUACCGACCGGAUGACCCAUCCCGCAAAACCAAGCAGCUUUUACAGAUGGUACAACAGUUCUCUGUGGACUUUGAGAAGAGGAUCGAGGGUUCAGGGGACCAGGUGGACACUGUGGAGCUAUCAGGUGGAGCCAAAAUCAACCGCAUCUUCCAUGAGCGUUUCCCGUUUGAACUUGUCAAGAUGGAGUGUGAUGAAAAGGAGAUGCGUCGUGAGAUCAGUUAUGCCAUCAAGAACAUCCACGGAAUCAGGACAGGGCUAUUCACUCCAGACAUGGCCUUUGAAGCCAUUGUAAAGAAACAAAUCAUCAAGUUAAAGGAGCCCUGUGUCAAGUGUGUAGACAUGGUCAUCCAGGAACUGAUCAACACUGUACGCCAGUGUUCCAACAAGUUGGAAUGUUUCCCAAGGCUGCGUGAAGAAACUGAAAGAAUUGUGACUUCUCAUAUACGAGACAGAGAGAGUCGGGCCAAAGAACAGGUUCUGCUGGUGAUAGACAUUCAGCUCUCUUACAUCAACACAAAUCAUGAGGACUUCAUUGGUUUUGCAAAUGCUCAGCAGAGAAGCAGUCAGACUAACAAGAGUCAAAGUUCAGCAACAAAUCAGGUGAGCCAGGUCAUUCGCAAAGGCUGGCUGACCAUAAACAACAUCAGCAUCAUGAAGGGAGGAGCCAAGGAGUACUGGUUUGUGCUUACUGCUGAGAGCCUUUCCUGGUUCAAGGAUGAUGAGGAGAAAGAGAAAAAGUACAUGCUUCCCCUCGACAACCUGAAAGUCCGUGACGUUGAGAAGAGUUUUAUGUCGAGCAAGCACAUAUUUUGCAUUUUUAAUACAGAGUCAAGGAAUGUCUAUAAGGACAAUCGCACUCUGGAAUUGGCUUGUGACUCGCAGGAUGAUGUGGACAGCUGGAAGUCUUCCCUCUUACGUGCUGGGGUCUACCCUGAGAAGACCACCUCAGUUGAGAGUGAGUCCUCUACUACCACUUCGGAUAACUUCUCCAUGGACCCACAGCUGGAGCGUAAAGUGGAAACUAUCCGUAAUCUGGUUGACUCCUACAUGGCUAUUGUUAACAAGUGCAUUCGGGAUCUCAUGCCCAAAGCCAUCAUGCAUCUCAUGAUCAAUAAUGUAAAGGAGUUCAUCAACGCGGAGCUGCUGGCGCAGUUGUACUCUGCGGGUGAUCAGAACGCCCUGAUGGACGAGUCUCAGGAGCAGGCCCAGAGAAGGGAUGAGGUGCUGAGGACACACCAGGCCCUUAAAGAGGCAUUGGCUAUCAUCGGGGAUAUCUCAACCACCACCAUCACAGUUCCUCUGCCGCCCCCUGUUGACAACUCAUGGGUUGGGGGAUCCAGCGGAGGUCGAAGGUCUCCUCCUCCGAGUCCAACUGCCCCAAGGAGGAUGUCUGCAGGCCAGCGCCCAGCACCUCGAGGAGCCCCACCGCCACCAAAUCGUCCAGGUCCCCUGGGGCCCUUCAAUAACAGUGCUGAGAGCCCCCAGGCUCCAAGUCGCCCGAAUAGGGCCCCCCCUAACAUCCCCAGCCGACGACCACCGCCAUCUCCAACAAGACAAGUACCGCCAUAA
This is a messenger RNA of Nerophis lumbriciformis (worm pipefish), 2517 nucleotides long. The record is from RefSeq and is a predicted model, not a curated record. Lineage: Eukaryota; Metazoa; Chordata; Actinopteri; Syngnathiformes; Syngnathidae.